Molecule: messenger RNA, 665 nt
Organism: Pseudo-nitzschia multistriata
Lineage: Eukaryota; Bacillariophyta; Bacillariophyceae; Bacillariales; Bacillariaceae
Source: the annotation of a GenBank genome assembly
UCUAUUCGACAAUCUGAGACAAGGUUCUUAUUCCGUUAUCGAAACCCCGUAAGUAUGAGCUAUAGCAAUCGUCCUCCCAGACAGGACAGUAUUCUCGAACUCGCAAGAAUGAUGGAAGCUCGCGUGCAUGUCAAGUGUUUGGGUGGCCGUGAAUUAGAGGGGACCCUCAAGGGAUACGACGAACUCGUAAACCUCGUCCUGGAAGACUGCGAGGAGUUCCUGAGGGAGUCAGAUGAUGCCGAACAGAUCACAGACCAGAAACGAACGCUCGGCUUGGUGGUUGUGCGGGGUACGCAGGUCUCGCUUGUUUCCCCCCAAGAUGGCGUGGAAGAAAUCGAAAAUCCCUUCUUGGUUGUAGAAGCCGAGGAGGAGGAUUAAAUUUCUUGGCGAGACACGAUAUGGCAUGKCGAAUAUAGUAAUCUAUGGUCGAUUGUCGGAAACGAAAGCACUUGGAAAUCGGCAUGAGACAUUUGAGAAAAGUGGUUGGCGUAACGUGGGGCGGUGAGACUUCUGUAAAUGAUCGGGAGCCGGGUCGUGUAAAUACUACAAAGGAAAAGACGUGGACCACUGCAAUAUUUUGAUUUGAAAGCAGCUAGAAGAAAUGAAAGUUUUGUGCAACGCUCUGCUUCUACGAAAAAAAGCACAAAUAUACGAUCACAAUACCA